Molecule: messenger RNA, 1142 nt
Organism: Aspergillus wentii DTO 134E9
Lineage: Eukaryota; Fungi; Ascomycota; Eurotiomycetes; Eurotiales; Aspergillaceae
Exons: 1
Coding region: 90-1025 (311 amino acids)
Source: RefSeq, a predicted model, not a curated record
AAAGAAAACAUGAGAGAGCAAAGAGGUAUAUAGAGGUCUUUAUUCUCGCUUUCUGGGUAUUCUAUCCACAGAAUCAUCUCAUCUUCAUCAUGUCUACUACCCACACUCAGACCAUCGCCUCGUCUGCUGCUACCAUGCCUUACCUUUCAGGCACUCGUCCAUUCUCAUCGUAUCAUACACAAGGAAGCCCAUUCUGUUCAGAGCGAAGAGUGGCCAUCUCAGACAAGUUCGAGUUGCAGACUCGCAUUCAGUAUCUUGGUUUUGACUGGGUACACAAACUCUCCCAGGCCAACACCACCAAUACAGCCCUCACUCAAGAGAAAGGCUUUCAGUCACAACUCAAGUACCAAAGUGGGCAACGCUACGCGACAGAAUUCGAAGUCGACAACGCCUUCUCCGGCUAUAGGCUUUCGUAUCGUCUCGACAACUCCGUCAGGCAAAAGACCUUCACGCAAAGCGAAACACACGGCGAAAGACAGACAAGACAGUACACCAUCCCAGCACAAUCAUCACUUCAAGUCUACCAGAAGGUGUACAAAUUCCGUCUCUUCCAUUCUCUUCUCUACACCCAACACUCCCAAACUGCGGCUGUGACAUACCCAGCCGGCGAUCGGAUAUCCUGGCCAAACCUAAUCGACAUCGAGGCCGACGAAUUCCUCUCUUCUGACGAGUGUCUGACUGGACAGGGAGAAGUUCGAGUCGAAAAUCCACAGCCCGAACCUUCCCUCGCGCACAUAUCCUUCGACGAUCUUCCCUUAUCCGACCGGUGUGACGUGUAUACAUCUCUCAGUCGUUGGAGGCCUGAUAUCUCGGGUUUGGGUGUGUCCACAUUUGACCUUACACCCCCAGGGAUAGCACAGAUCCCAGACUUCUUCGAGUCAAAGGAGGUUAGAGACUGGAGAAAGAGUGUUGAGGUUGACCAAGCUAGAAGAGAGGACCAAGCUUUGGGUAGCAAGGAUCAAUAUGCGUUUGGAUCGCCACAGUCGGGAUCAGCAUCGUGUGACUGGGUUCUUUUUUAUGAGUAAAGUGUUGUUGUAUCAUGGUUGAUGAAUCUCACGGGUGUUGGUAUUUAGCGGUUUGGACUAGGUUAUAGCUAUCAGUAUUUGUUUUCCUGAUAUCAAUCUUAUGCACUUACAUUUAUU